GCGGGGGCAUCGAGGCGCGAGGGUCACAUGUGUGAACAGUUACUCUUUUCUUGUGGCAGCCCGUGCGAGGGCUUCCCCCUGUCAUUCCCAAUUUCAAUUACCAGGAUUGAGAAGAAAAGCUGCACGUUGUAACACAAUCUCUCCUGGAUCUGGCUAAACCCCGCGGCCCGGGCCCCGUGCUGUCUGGGUGGUCGGCGGCCCGAGCAGACAUUUUCUGGCUCAGCGGCGUCGAGUGGAGCGAGUUUUGGGCCCCCGCAUUGGCUCGCUCCGUGCGGCAAAUAAAAACGUGCUGGCGUCGGGAUUCGGGUGACUUCAGUAACUCCAUCCACCAAUCCCGGCCGCCUAUUAUGCGGCGCUGGCAAAUUUUUCUUCCCCAGCCGGUGUAGGGUGUCAGGCGAGCCCACACUCACGCACUCUCGCCCCAAGGCCGGGCUGGCUCAUUGAAGCACCUCCGAUUGUUUACAAAACUGUCAAGUCGCGAGUUCACCAACGUCAGUCUGACGCGCUGGUAGCGAGAGAGGAGCAAGGAGUAGCGGCACUCACUAUCGGGGACUCGCCCACAACCUCCGGACCUGCUACCGGACCUGUCACGCGCUGAACCGAGGGGGACGGACUCACACGGGUUCCACAACUUCCCUCUCUGUGAAACAGUCGCUUGUUUUGACUGUCAGGCAACAACGUUUUGACCUGAGAGACUCAAGUUUUGAUUUUCUCUCGUCGUCGUCACGGACAGAAGAAAGUUUCAAGGCAUGUGCGUCGACGUCAUUGUUCAUCACCGGAAACUCUUAUAAAAGUUUUCGGAGAAAACUGUUGGAAAUCGUGUCGGGAGCUCAGAUAGCUACACUGCAUCUCAGUUUGAGGAAGUGAAAGUUGGUUAUUGGGUGUUAGCCACAGGAGAUAGCCGAUCAUGGCGACGCUGUUCGACACAAUAGACGACGGGCUGUCGGUGGCGUCGGACGGGAAGGACGAGAACCUCACGCCGAACGGGACGCGAGACCAGCCCGGGGAGACGGGCAAGGCCGACUCGGGCGACCAGGAAAAGACUGGCGAGGGGGAGAAGACAUCAUCAGAUCCCCAUCAAAAACCACCUUACUCUUACGUGGCUCUGAUCGCCAUGGCAAUCAAGGAGAGCCAGGAGAAGAGACUCACGCUCAGUCAGAUCUAUAACUACAUCAUACAGAAGUUUCCCUACUACGAGAAGAACAAGAAGGGCUGGCAGAACAGCAUCAGACACAACCUGAGUCUGAACGAGUGUUUCAUCAAGGUUCCGCGGGAGGGCGGGGGAGAGAGGAAGGGAAACUACUGGACGCUCGACCCGGCCUGCGAGGACAUGUUCGAGAAGGGCAACUACCGGCGGCGUCGGCGGAUGAAGCGGCCGUACCGCCCGCCGGUCACCGGCCACAUCUCCGGCCUCCUCCCGCCGAAACCCUACUACGACACGACGUACGGAGGGUACUCUCUCACGCCCAAGUACCUGCAGUCGCCCUACAACAACUGCUCGUGGCCCAUCUCGGCGCCGUCGCCGCAGUUCAGCAACUACAACUCGUGCCAGCUGCAGGCGUCGCCGCGCUGCGCCCCGUCCCUGUCCGGCCCGCCGCAGAUCCAGCCCAUGCAGCUGCCCAACGUCAACGCGUCCCCGUACUCCUACAGUCCCGUGUCCUGCACGCUGUCCGGGCAAACCUCGCCGGGGGACUUCGCCUUCGCCUGCCGCCGACAGAACGACACCGGUCCGAUGCACGGUUACCCCUACUGACAGACAUUGUUUUAGAGACUACCUACGAGAACGUCGGGCAUGAACUUACGGGGGGCUGUGCCCCCUCUCUCUACACCCCACCCCACCCCAGUCGGGCACAGGGUUAUUAAACUGUAAGUCCACCUUCUUCAUCAGAACUUUUACGGCGAGCUACCUUCGUCUGAACUCUCUCUCAAAGUUCUCCAAAAACACCUGCUGAAAAACUGUCUAAGAAAGGUGACCUGGUGUGAUUUGUAUGUGUACAGUGUAUAUCCGUAUCCAAUUGAUACAAACAAUUUCAGUGGAAAACGGGCCCACAUUGUAAAAUUUUACUAGAUUACUUUCUCUACUUUGUACGAUCGAACCUUAAAAGAGUGUAUUUUAUUUCAAGUCCAAGGAUUGUCAGAAAGAGAACGAAAAGUUAGAGAUAGAGACUACCGAUCGCUGAGCACUUGUCAUCCGAACUCUUCACUUGUAAAUACCAUCGUCUCACCGAAAAUAUAGCCUGUGUAAGAACGGUCCCACUAGUAAAUAUAGCGUACCGAUAUUGCACGGGGUUGAUCAGUGAUGUACAUAGACGUAUUGCUACCCCAAAGGGGGUAAGCGGCGUGGCCGUUCUAGGUCUGCGACAUUUUGUUUUCCCUUAGCAAAUUUGUUCAAUGUGUUGUUGCCAAACCUAUUACACGGUGUUUCGCGGCUCGCCGUGACGGGGGAGGGACUUUGUGGCAAUCCAGAGCGAAUGGUGCGAAAACAAAACGUCUGUUCUACAAUAUUUACCUACAAGAUCUGCCGGGCUGAUACGGAAUGGAAAGUUUACGCCUGUUGCAUUUUCCACUUCACUGGAGGCUGAAACGCAACAACCGAUAUCUCAAAUGUUAGCAAGACUAUUAGAACCAAAUGUCGGCAUCCACCUUGUAACGUUUUAAAUGUCCGUGGCAAUAGACAAGGCAAUAGAUCUCAGUGCUAGAGUAUUGGUCUCACAGAGGGCGUAAUCAGUGAAAGUUGAUGUUGUUUAUCUUUUAGGCGUAUCCACGAGAAUCUAAACUAACCGACUAUGUUUUAAAACACUCUAUCGGGUAUUGUGUCUUUGUGUAAACUAAGUUGUUGUAUUAGCACUCGAGAAUGCUACGGUUGUAUCCAAUGUGCGGCCACGAGUCUUUAGACCGUCGCUUGUCAGUAUUCGCUCAGUUUGACCGACGUAAAAGUUGUAGAUUCAUAGCACGAGUUUUGUAGUUACACACCGCUUUUUGUGUGCGCAGAUGAAAAUAAAGUACGUAGGUCGGGCGGUCACGCCAAAUUCUUGCAAAA
Messenger RNA from Branchiostoma floridae (Florida lancelet), 3040 nucleotides. RefSeq names its product forkhead box protein L2-like. Lineage: Eukaryota; Metazoa; Chordata; Leptocardii; Amphioxiformes; Branchiostomatidae. The transcript has a single exon. The coding region runs from base 908 to 1753 and encodes 281 amino acids. The record is from RefSeq and is a predicted model, not a curated record. Gene Ontology annotation, biological process: anatomical structure morphogenesis; cell differentiation; regulation of transcription by RNA polymerase II. Gene Ontology annotation, molecular function: DNA-binding transcription factor activity, RNA polymerase II-specific; RNA polymerase II cis-regulatory region sequence-specific DNA binding.